This is a messenger RNA of Exophiala bonariae, 1035 nucleotides long. RefSeq lists its product as uncharacterized. Gene Ontology annotation, molecular function: 4-hydroxy-tetrahydrodipicolinate synthase activity. NCBI's taxonomy places the organism in Eukaryota, Fungi, Ascomycota, Eurotiomycetes, Chaetothyriales, Herpotrichiellaceae. The record is from RefSeq and is a predicted model, not a curated record. Bases 1 to 1035 code for a protein of 344 amino acids. The transcript has a single exon.
AUGCUCGACCUCCGAGGACUUACACCUGCCCCAGUCACUCCCUUUUUGCCAAAUGGUGAUGUUGACUACCCAGCAAUUUACCGCCUUGGGUCGUGGCUUGGGAGCAUUGAUGGCGUGAAGGGCCUCGUUGUUCUCGGCCACGCUGGCGAGGGUACUUUUCUCACUCAAGAUGAGCAGGCAGAUGUGAUCCGUGCCUUUGUCAAAUCGGUCGAUAACAAGAUUCCCAUCAUUGCCGGUAUCACUGGGGAAGGCACCGAAGUCGCUGCUUUGGAAGCUAAGCGUGCAGUAGAAGCUGGCGCACAGGCUGGUCUCCUAUACCCAUCCCACGGCUGGUUGCGAUUUGGAUACCAACCUGGCGCUCCCCAGGAUCGUUAUCGACGGGUCUAUGAGGUCAGCAAGCUACCUCUCAUUCUUUUCCAAUAUCCCGACAACACCAAGGCCACAUACAACCUCCAGACAAUGCUUGAUAUCAGUGCCCUCCCCGGGGUAUUCGCCAUGAAGAAUGGUGUUCGCAACAUGCGUAGAUGGGACACUGAAAUCCCUGUCAUCCGAGCCGAGCGCCCAGAACUCCAGAUCUUGACAUGCCACGACGAAUAUCUCUUGCACACUGCAUUUGAUGUUGAUGGCAUGCUAGUUGGAUAUGGCAACAUCGCGCCAGAACUUCUCCUCGAGUUGAUCAGUGCCGGCAAGGCACGAGACUACCCAAGAGCUCGCGCUGCUCAUGACAAACUCCUCCCAGUCACGAAAGCCGUCUAUCAUCGUGGCUCUCAUAUGGAGGGUACCGUGGCCUUGAAGCAUGCACUCGUCGCUCGAGGAAUCCUCAAUGACGCCACUGUCCGGUCACCAUUGCUGCCCUUGCCAGAAGGUGCCGAGCAAGAGAUUCACGCUGCUGUUGCAGCUGCAGCUCUCUCCGUUGUUGGAACUGCUGGUAAAGCGUCCAAACAGGCGGCACCCCUGCCUAAGGCGAUGCAGUCAAACGGAACCAACGGUACGCUGGAAAACGGUCACUCAAAUGGAGUUGCUGUUACUGCUUAA